This is a messenger RNA of Haliotis rubra (blacklip abalone), 3815 nucleotides long. RefSeq lists its product as uncharacterized. NCBI's taxonomy places the organism in Eukaryota, Metazoa, Mollusca, Gastropoda, Lepetellida, Haliotidae. The record is from RefSeq and is a predicted model, not a curated record. The transcript is spliced from 13 exons. The coding region runs from base 256 to 3084 and encodes 942 amino acids.
CAGCAAGUAUGGUAUGGCGGCCAUUAUAUAUCGAACCUCAGAGAUGAGGAUGAUACUUAUCUAAAGCAUAUCACAUAGAGGUAUCAUAUUCAAGAUCUUCCUCACUGUCAGUCUUCUGAGCUCAUCAGCCUUCCUCUGCUUGACUAAACCUCAGGUGGAGUGAAAAUACAACAUACAGACAGGGAGCAUCUCUUCUCUGACUUGUGUCCAGCCUUCAGAAACCCCCUUGCCUCAAGUACCCACCUAGACUAAAGAAUGGCCGCUCCUGGCAAGCUGAGUGUGGAGUGUUCAGGUGGAACUGAGCUGUCAUUUCUAGCAACGAACCAUUGUACCUUUGUAUCGCCCACCGUUUCAUCCCACCCUGCAACUCUUUCAAGUCAGGGAUCCAGGCUUCAUGUCGGAUCGAGCCAGCCAGUUAAUAUUGACAGCCGCCAUUUUGGUCAGGUGGAGAACUCUGAUCCCACAAAUUCGCUGCCCCCAGUUGUGAUCAAAGUUGUGGUGAAUGGAGAUGAUGUGGAAACAGUAAAUGUGGGCAGAGAUCGGGAAGAUGUUGCCAUCAAACUUCAAGUCUGUGAUCCAUCCAGAGGAACGUCAGACCCUGAUGAUGCUUCCAUUUUCAAGUCGAUAUCAAAGAUAUCGAUGCUCACAGCCAUUAAACUCAUUAUUGUUUUGCAGAUUGUUGCUAUGUUGAAAGGGAAUGGUGUAAACAUACACUACAACAAUGUGUACAACUACCACCAGACACCACCUCUUCCUGCAAACAAGAUGGAGCCAGUUCUUGUCAACAGCACUGGCAAUGACAACUAUAGACCACCUGUUAACCAGAUGGAACCAGCUCUUGUCAACAUCACUGGUGAUGGCAACUACAGAUCAGAUGAAGCUGUAUCAGAGGGGUCUAUGUGUAGCAAGUCCACUCCUCUGAGAAGGCCUGAUAAAAAGAUAGCCUCCAAGAAAUGCAUGAUUCAGGGUAAACAAAUUAUGCCCAAACCUGGAGUUAAGGAUUACCUGAGUCUUCUGUUUUCUGCAGAACCUCCUCAGUGUAGCUUUCAAUCAAACAGAAUCUACCAUGAGAUGACAAGUAGACUUGGCGAUGCAAGAAAGCAGCACCAAAUUCUUCAGAGUGACCACGAAGACCAUUGCUUCUGGGUAUCUUCAAGAACACAAGCAAGUGUAAGGUUUGCCAUGUCACGACUUGAAUACAGUUGUCCUGAUGAUCAGGAAGAGAUCGAUGUAAAACAGAUGCAGAAGGAACAGAAGAGGUCAGCCAUGACGAAGGACUUCACGGCUCUUGCUAUGCAAGGAGACAGCAGUAGCAAGCAAGAGGCCAAAUCUGUUGCUGGAGCUGGUCAUGACAACCUCACCCAAGGUCUUGACAAUAUGGAAUGUCUGAUCAGUCCUCUUCUGCAAGUCCUGGCUAUAACUGUGUCAUUGUUUAUUGCCACCUUUGUUUUUGCGAAAACCCUACUGCAGCCGCUCUUUGCAGUGACCAAAAGACUGAACUGGUUCCUUGACAAAGUAAAGCUAUAUGUUUGUUCUGGAAGGGCUCUCAUUUCUUCCACCUGCAUCAAAUUAUGUUGCCAUGUUGUGGCAGUGCUGCUCCCCAAUCAUGUUCCUUCAUAUGUGGCAAUGCUGUUGCUGGUGUUUAUGGAGUGUUCAGGAUCUGCUCAUGGUGAAAGUCCAGACAGCUUUGACAGUGGAGCACAAGUGACCAGUGAACAGGGAAGACAAAGACAGGGGGAAGAUGUUACACAUGCUGGCUUCCUAUCUGAAUCAUUGUCAGUCCCCAAGAAUAUACAAAAUGUCAGUACGUCAGAUGAUGAUGCACCUCAGAAUACAGACCCUGAUGAGAGUUAUGUGGAAAAUCAACGUGAUGACACUGACCAAAUUAAGAGGAGUGAUGAUCCAUCUGAUAAAACUGAAGAUGAUAACUCAUCUUUAGGUCUAAAUGAGGUGAACACUGUCCAAGACUUUGUAAGAGACAUAAUUGGAGAAUCUGAUUGCCAGCCAUCUAUUGCUCCAGACGCAUUGGAACUGGCCAGGAAUGGAUUCAAAAACACAGGUGUUGAAGAUCCUCCUGCAUGUCCUGAGGUACACUGUGAUGAAGUUAAGAAAAGGAUACCCUCACUUCCCGAGGAUGCAAGUAUUAUCUAUUCGAGGAAGCGGCCUGGAAAGCCCCGGAUCCCCAGAUCUGUAGGAAGAUCCAUCUCUGAUGACUUGGUGGAAACGGAUGCAGCAGACAAUGAAACAGCAGAACAUGUUUUGAGCCAUCUUAAGACACAACCAGGAUGUUUGACAACUUUCCUGGACUUGGUGAAACGUCAAGAGAGAGACUUUGAGCAACCCAUCCUGCCCAAUGAUGCCGGGCGAGACGAACGACUGCAUAUGCCCCCCAAAAGAAAGUACAUUUGGCCUCACUGGCACUGCAUCCACGGAGAGAAGUAUGACAUGAUGAACUUCAUCCUUGGCAUCGAAUCAGCUCUUGAUGGAACAGGAGUGUUUAUUGAGGUCUCCCCACUUCAUGUACAGAAUGGAGGCAUUCAGUCUUGGAUGGUCAAACCCCUGUCCGACUCUAGAACAGCCUACUUUGACCACAUGGGAGAAGCUCCCUAUAUUGAAGAGAAGGUUGAAAUUGAAACAUUUCUGCAAAUUAGACGGAAAUAUGAAAUCUACAUCAGUCAUCAGGAUGAUGAUGCAAACAGACUGAAAAUAUAUGGACUUAAAAAGUCUGUAGAAGAUGAUCGCCAUUUUGUGAAAAUCUUCUAUCAGUGCAGGGAAGCUGUAGGCUACAUCAAUGUGUUUCUGACGUUCCAAACAUGGAGUAGGAGAAGAUUUAAUCAAGUUCAUCGUAUUCCAAGUGGUCUGACCUUGAAAGCCGUGAUGGCACAUCCAGCCAUCCAUAACUCUGUGAGUCAGCUAAAACAAGUGUACACCUGGUUGCAAGAUGGCUGCUAUGUGAGGUUGACGUUGGGGGGACGUCAUGUCUACCCAUCCCCUUCUUGGAGGGUGAACCACAACUGCAUCAUGGAGAUUGUACCCUCAAUCAAAGGUGGCCAUCAACACCGCACAUCUCUCAAAGAUGUCUAAAUGGACAAGAUCGGCCAGCUUAAUUUACUUAGGUUCUUAUUCUAGUCUGGGAGGAAUUAUGUAUGGUGUAUGCAAAAAAGAAGAAUUUGACAUCCAUAAUUUUUGUCUUAUACUUGAAUACCAACUUCUAUAUGCCUCUCAAGAACCUGAGAAAUUAUGUAAUUGUAAAGUGUUUUGUUGUGAACAUUACGUGAUGUCAUAGAGAUAUACUCUAAAAAAAGGUAGGGGAUACUAAAAUUUCCAAAACUUUGAGAAAUAUUAGUCACUAUUAAUAAUUUGAUAAUUUUAAUGAAAGAAUUGGAAACACAUACCUUCAACAGUAGUGGAAUCUGACAGAAGAUGCUAAUAAGAGAUCCUGAAGGAUGAUAGGGUUAGAUGAGACAUUUCAUAGUGGGCAUUUUUCAUCAGUAGUGUGUUGUAUCACUAUCAUUUUUAAACAAUCAUUCACUUGACAAGGCAAACUGAGUAUAAGUCUCCCAGUGAUAAAGCGACCCUACGUAUAAGGCGACCCCCUAGUAUGAACCAUCAAAAUCUAUGCUAAUGUAAGUACCGUGUCUAUGAAGCGAACCUGAACGAAGCACAUUAUCAGAGCAUACAAGAUCCCUAUAUUUGCAAUAAAAACAUGUUUGUCUUCCAUUCCAUUUUUAUAUGAUACUUGGUAGAGUGAGUUUAGGUUUUACGCUGCACUCAGCAAUAUUCCAGCUAUAUGGCGGCGGUCUGUAAGUAAUGGA